Epithele typhae is the source of this 861-nucleotide messenger RNA. RefSeq names its product Phosphoenolpyruvate/pyruvate domain-containing protein. The record is from RefSeq and is a predicted model, not a curated record. Gene Ontology annotation, molecular function: aldehyde-lyase activity. Bases 1 to 861 code for a protein of 286 amino acids. The transcript has 5 exons. Lineage: Eukaryota; Fungi; Basidiomycota; Agaricomycetes; Polyporales; Epitheliaceae. Gene Ontology annotation, cellular component: cytoplasm.
AUGGCCUCCAAGCUCGCCCACCCGCUCCUGCACGCCCUCCGCGCCGGCGGCCCCGCGUUCGGCGCGUGGCUCACCCUCCCCGGCGCGCUCUCCGCGCGCACCGCCGCCGCCGCGUCCCCGCACCUCGCCUGGCUCGUCGUCGACUGCGAGCACGGCAUGACCGCGCUCCACCCCGGCGCGGGCGAGAGCAUCGCCGCCGUCGCCGCGCUCGGGCCCCGCGCGCCGAGCACGAUCGUGCGCAUCCCCGCGACGGGCGCGUGCGCGGACGGCUCCGCGGGGUGGCAGAUCAAGUACGCGCUCGACCAGGGCGCGCGCGGGGUGCUCGUGCCCAUGGUCUCCACCGGGGCGCAGGCCAAGUCCGUCGUCGCUGCCGCCCGCUUCCCCCCACAGGGCGUGCGCGGAUUCGGGAGCCCGUUCACGCAGCACGCGUGGGGCGCGGACGUCACGCCGGGCGAGUACCUCGCGCACGCGAACGACGCCGUCCUCGUCCUCGUCCAGAUCGAGACGCGCGACGGGGUCGCGAACCUCGACGAGAUCCUCGCCGUCGACGGCCUCGACGGCGUCUUCAUCGGCCCGUACGACCUCUCGCUCGCGCUCGGCCUCCCGCCGCCCUCGCCCGACCCGCACCCCGAGGCGGAGACGGUGAUCCAGACGAUCCUCGCCAAGGCGCACGCCGCGGGCAAGAAGUGGUCCGUCCCCCUCCGCCUCUCCUUCCGGUCCCUCCCGCGCCCAAACCCUGUUACUAACUGUCGCGAUCUACUGCACCGGGGCACGCAGGCCGCGAAGCGCGCCAAGGAGGGCUUCGACAUGGUGAACGUCACCUCGGACAGCGGCGCGAUGUCCGACGGGAUCGCCAGGUAG